CUGGGAUUGGGGAAGGGGAACGGUGGGUAUGAUGUUAUUGGCGUGGUAAUGGAGAUUGAGGGUGCACGUGAGGAGGAGGGCGAGGAGGAUUGCAUUUUUGGUGUUCGUGGUGGUGAGGUCUGAGUGAGCUACCGUAGGUAUUUUUGAGCUGAGGUGGAUUUAAGGUUGCGUCUGGACCAGUCUUAUCGAGUCUCCUGCAUUGUUGGUCCCCACCACCAACCACGCAACCAUGCUCGUUCCAACACCUUCCCAGCCCCCCCCUUCAAUCGACGUGCUCCUCGAAAUCCUCUCCACCCAACACCACCUUCACGCACGUCUAUCGGUCCUGCGCACGCUCCUGACCGCUCUACAAUCCUCGGCACACCCUCCCACGGGGAAGGCCCUAGUGCAAUCCCUCAAAUUCCGCCUGUUAGCAUCCGACAUCACGCUGUCCCUCCAGCCCUACGCGAACCUAUGUCUCCCACCGACGCUUCCCGCAAAAGCGCCCGUAUCCAGCACCCUCCCUAAUGACGGCAUCAUCGUCCAGAUGCUGGACAUCCACGACAUCAGCUCCUCCCGUAGCGAUGCUCUGGACCGCCUGGAGAUGGCGGAGCGCGGCGAGGUAAUGCGCGGGCGCGAGGUCAUCCGUGUCGUCCCCGGGGAAGAUAAUACCGCCAACGAUACUGGCUCGGGUGAGGCACGCGCGGGAACGAGGAGUAUGCACAAACUACUGCUGGAAGACGCGGCAGGCAGGAGGGUGUGGGGAUUUGAGCUGGAGCCUGUGGUCGGUGUGAAAGUGGGGAUGAAUAUUGGUGCGAAGAUGCUGCUGAGGGGGUGUACGGUUGCGAGGGGCGUCGUGCUGUUGACCGCAGCUACGGCAACGGUGCUGGGGGGAAAAGUGGAGGCCAUGCAGGCUGCUUGGAUGGAGGGCAGGAAGAGGGCUCUAAGGGAGGCGGUAGAGGGACCGACGAAGACGUAGCUGCGGAGGGAGGUGAUUGGGACCAGUGCGUAG
Tricharina praecox is the source of this 991-nucleotide messenger RNA. RefSeq lists its product as uncharacterized. The coding region runs from base 230 to 958 and encodes 242 amino acids. The transcript has a single exon. Gene Ontology annotation, cellular component: nuclear body; RecQ family helicase-topoisomerase III complex. NCBI's taxonomy places the organism in Eukaryota, Fungi, Ascomycota, Pezizomycetes, Pezizales, Pyronemataceae. The record is from RefSeq and is a predicted model, not a curated record. Gene Ontology annotation, biological process: double-strand break repair via homologous recombination; resolution of meiotic recombination intermediates.